This is a messenger RNA of Chenopodium quinoa (quinoa), 3735 nucleotides long. RefSeq names its product pentatricopeptide repeat-containing protein At4g02750-like. The transcript has 2 exons. The record is from RefSeq and is a predicted model, not a curated record. Gene Ontology annotation, molecular function: protein binding; zinc ion binding; RNA binding. Lineage: Eukaryota; Viridiplantae; Streptophyta; Magnoliopsida; Caryophyllales; Amaranthaceae. Gene Ontology annotation, biological process: RNA modification. Bases 445 to 2781 code for a protein of 778 amino acids.
UUUAGACUCGGUUUAAUCCGACCAAUAUUAAUCCAAAUCAUAUAGACCAUUUUUUUUCCAACGAUGCAAAUCGACCCGCCACUAACAUGAACCCGGCGAUUUGACCAGCUACUCGAUAAACUAGACUGGUUUAAUCCCCGACCUGAUUACAAAUGAUCUGACAAGAACUCAAGCCCGCAGUAUCCCAGGCAAACCCACUCCCAAAAUGACCCGUUCAAAACAAUCUGAGUAUGACUCGAACAACUUAUGGCCCAAACUAUUUACAACCUUAACCAAACAAAAACCGCCCAAAAAUAAACCAAAAUUGAUUCGACUCGAUUAAUGGAACUGAACUACACCGCAAUGAUGAACCCGUUUUAAACCGAAACCAUUUCUUUCAGAAUCGAAUCCGAAUUGACAGUGCUAGCUUACGUAUGUUCUUCAAAUCUUUCAUAAAACCGAGUAAUGGGCGGGAAUUGCUGUUGGCGGCGAUUAAUGCAGCAUUCCUGUGUUCGUGCUUUCAGAAAGCAUUUCUCCAUCAGUUCACUUACCAGCACCAGAAUUGUAACACCGCCAACAUCCAAGAACUUCAAUACCCAAAACAACUUACAGAAUUUAAAUCAACUUCAAUUCUCAGAAAAAGAUAUAAUCAAAUGGAAUACCCAGAUAACCAAUUAUAUGAGAAGAGGCCAUUUCGAAUCAGCUCUCGAACUCUUCCAUUCAAUGCCAAGUAGAACUGUUGUUACUUGGAAUUCAAUGAUAUCUGGUUAUUUGUGUAAUCGCAGAUUUCGGGAUGCCCACCAGAUGUUUGAUAAAAUGCCAAUGAGAGACUUGUUUUCUUGGAAUUUGAUGUUGAAUGGAUAUGUCCUGCACCAGAAUCUUGCUUCUGCUAGAUGGUUUUUCGAGAAAAUGCCUGUAAGAGAUAUCGUGUCUUGGAAUACAAUGUUGUCGGGGUAUGCGCGUGGUGGGUUUGUGGAUGAGGCUAGGGAAUUGUUUGCUAGGAUGCCAAGAAAGAAUUCUAUAUCAUGGAAUGGAAUGAUUGCAGCAUAUGUGCAGAAUGGGAGAGUUAAUGAGGCUGCUUUGUUGUUCGAGUCAAGAGGAGGGUGGGAAUUGGUAUCAUGGAAUUGCUUGAUGGGUGGGUAUGUGAAGGCCAAUAGGCUGGUUGAAGCCAGAGAAAUUUUUGAUAGGAUGCCUGACAGAGAUGAGGUUUCAUGGAACACUAUGAUAUCAGCUUAUGCUCAGAAUGAGCAGCUAUCUGAGGCCCACAGUUUGUUUAUGAAGUGUCCGAGCAGGGAUGCAUUUACUUGGACAGCAAUGGUUUCUGGUUAUAUACAAAAUGGUAGGUUGGAUGAAGCUCGGAGAGUAUUUGAUCAGAUGCCACAGAAGGGUGUAGUAUCAUGGAAUUCUAUAAUUGCAGGUUAUGUAUAUAAUAACAGCAUAAAUGUUGCCAGGGAACUCUUUGAGGCAAUGCCUACUCGUAGUAUAAGUUCUUGGAAUACAAUGAUUAGUGGCUAUGCUCAAAGGGGUGAUAUUCAAGAAGCUAGGAAUUUGUUCAAUAUGAUGCAAGAGAGGAAUUCUAUCUCAUGGUCAGCGAUGAUUGCGGGUUAUGCUCAAAGUAGUCGUAGCGAGGAGGCUUUACUUCUAUUUGCAAAGAUGCAUAGAAAUGGAGAGAGAUCAAACAGAUCGGUGUAUACCUGCGUUUUGAGCACAUGUGCUGAUACUGGUGUUUUAGAAUUAGGUAUGCAAAUGCAUGGGCAAGUCACUAAAAUAGGUUAUGAAAGUGCAACCUACGUAGGAAAUGCAUUAGUUGCUAUGUAUUGCAAGUGUGGAAGCAUUCAUAAAGCGAACUGUGCCUUUAAAGGCAUACUUGAAAAGAAUACUGUUUCAUGGAAUACUAUGAUUGUUGGCUAUGCAAGACAUGGGUUUGGCCUACAAGCUCUGGCAGUAUUUGAGUCAAUGACUAAAUGUGGGACUAGAGCCGAUUAUACGACCAUGGUGGCUGUGCUGUCGGCCUGUGCUCAUGCUGGUUUAGUUGACAGAGCCAAACAAUAUUUCUAUGCUAUGUACUCUGAUUAUGGCGUAGUACCAAGCCCACGACACUAUACAUGUAUGAUUGAUCUUUUAGGUCGAUCAGGAAAUUUAGAUGAAGCACAGAAUUUGGUUAGGAACAUGCCAUUUUCACCAGAUGCUGCAACGUGGGGUGCCUUGCUUGGUGCAGCUAAGGUUCAUGGGAAUAUUGAGCUUGCAGAAAAGGCUGCUGAGAAAAUUUUUGAAAUGGAGCCUGAUAACUCGGGAAUGUAUGUGCUUCUUUCAAAUUUAUAUGCGGUUUCAGGGAGAUGGUAUGAUGUUCGACAAAUGAGAUUGAAAAUGAGGGACAAAGGGGUUAAAAAGGUGCCUGGGUAUAGUUGGCUUGAAGUGCAAAACAAGAUCCAUACAUUUGCAGCUGGCGAUACUUGCCACCCAGAAAAGGAUAGGAUUUAUUCAUUCUUAGAAGAGUUGGAAUCCAGAAUGAAGCAAGAUGGCUAUGUGUCAUCCAUAAAGUUGGUGUUACACGAUGUUGAUGAGGAGGAAAAAGAGCACAUGCUCAAGUAUCAUAGUGAAAGACUAGCUGUUGCUUAUGGGAUUUUGACUCUAACGAAAGAUAAACCUAUACGUGUUAUGAAAAACCUGAGAAUUUGUGAAGAUUGCCAUACAGCUAUUAAGCACAUUUCGAAGCUUGAAGGAAGGCUUAUUAUAGUAAGGGAUUCUAACCGGUUUCACCAUUUCAAGCAAGGAGAAUGUUCGUGUGGGGAUUACUGGUGAGAAUGAAGAGAUUAAAAUCGAAAAUAGUAAAAGAUGCAGCUGCUUUCCAUCAUCUGGCAUAAUUUCAUAUUAGCUGUGGCUUUUGGAAUCAAUUGCCUGGCUUUUGUUGACGAACAGCUAAGCGGUAUUGAACAAGAUUACUCUUUUGGACAGUAAGGUCAAGCUCGGGCAUGUUACUGAAACGGGAUAGUCUUGUCUGCAGAAAUUUUCAGCUAUUACUCCAGAUUAAGUUUGGUAUUUGGUCUGAGACAGAAGCUGUAUUAUAUGUAGCUGCCUGAAGCUAUUAAUGUGAUUUUGAUUGAAAGAAAUGAAAAAGUUUUUAAGCAACAAUGUAAGUCAACUGAGCAAGUGUUCAGAAAAAAUCAAGUAAAUAAAAAUCAAGUUGCUUGAAAGAAUUCUACUAAUAUGAGGUAUCUCAUAUGUAAUUUCUUUCAUUUUGACGAACUGGUGCUUGUUAAUUUCGGAGCAGGUCAGAUAACAGAUGUUUGGAGCUGCGACAAUAUGAAGAGCUUGUUUUUCAAUGUAUAUAAGUUGGUCAAGUAGACCCUCCAGUGAUACUGCAAACGAAGUAGUGAAAAUGAUGUUCCUAUGAUGAAGCAAUUCUUGUUAUGUUAGAAAUUAUGAGAAAUCUCUGUUCUCCUCUGUUAUGCAGUUAAGUUUGGUGGUAAGUGUCAGAUCUGUUCAUACUUGGCUCUCUUAUUUAAUCAAAUAGAUGCAGGAAAGAAUUCUGAUCUGAAACCUAUGUACCUGUUGCAAUCAGAUGCAAUGGUGCGCUGAGGUCAUGUACAGUGAUGCUAUUUCAAGGUCCUUAGUUGUUUAGAACUCUGGGAUUGUACAGAAAGUGGACCAAAAGGAAGCAACUGAUUAAGCAUAAAUUAGUGAUAUUACUUGGUGCAAUUUUCAUCUUUAUCUCUUCCUCGAAGCAGGUGUAUAAAAAUUGAUGCAUCACAUACU